AGGUCAGAACUAUUGCAGAACCUCGCCUCAUGCAGGUCAGAACUAUUGCAGAACCUCGCCCCAUGCAGGUGUUCCCGAUCCCCGAGUCGGUGUUCACGGUGGACAAGAGUCGGUCCGGCAAAGGGCGCGUGGUGGUCAAGGCUGUGCAGCUCGGCGCCGGCGACGCGCCGCUCAGAUGCGAGAUUUCCGGCGAAGCUCCGUACUUCCGGACGGACGAGCGCUGGGCCAAGAUGGAGGUCGCGGUUGUGCCCUCGGACCCUCCUUCCCUCACGGGCGUCGCUGGAAUGUAUGCCCUCAACUCCCACGCUCUUAAUUUAUCUACACUCCCCCUCCUCUCCCUCAGUUGUGCCCUCGGACCCUCCUUCCCUCACGGGCGUCGCUGGAAUGUAUGCCCUCAACUCCCAGGCCCUCGCCACCUGCACGGCGCCCCCCGCUCUGCCCAAACCUGAACUUGAGUUCCGCGUCAACGAUGAGAAGGUGCACCCAUCUCUCCUCCUCGAGCCGCUCGUGCAGCUGAACAACGCUACGAAGCUCUACUCGGUGUCACAAACUCUACGGUUACGCACAACUCUUUCCGUUGCACGCAGAGGCUACGUCAUAGUUCGAUGUUCGGCUUCGGUUCGUGAUCUCUAUUGGAAAAAUUCCGAAGUGAAACUCAACGUUGAUGUUCCCGAACAAUUCAGACAGAGACCCGAGUUCCACUUAUUCGGUGACGCCGCAAUGCCGACAUCGUCUCCAGUUUUCUUAAUUUUCCUGAUGACGUCAUCGUUUGCUCUACGUUUCUAGUCCCGCUACAACCCAAGCUUUUUGUACAUAAUCUUGACGCAAACUGAAUAUGUUCUUGAUAUGUUCAUACUCCUGACGCAUGAUAUGUCCAUGUCAGUGAUACAUGUCAUAUACUUGUCCUUGAGAUGUGACAUGUACUUGGACAUGUCCAAUAAUAAUAUUAUUGGACAUCGAAUUAAAACAU
Molecule: messenger RNA, 970 nt
Organism: Hyalella azteca
Lineage: Eukaryota; Metazoa; Arthropoda; Malacostraca; Amphipoda; Hyalellidae
Exons: 5
Coding region: 289-786 (165 amino acids)
Source: RefSeq, a predicted model, not a curated record